UGCGAAUUUACCGUUUGAACACUCAACCGGGUGGCCUGACAACACCGAAAAAUACACGUGCGCGACUGUAGAAAACUUUUCGAACUAUUUCGAAAGUUGGAAAAAUAUUUGAAUUCGUCUGAAAUCGUUUCGAAAAAAUAGGACAUUAAUAAUAUUAUUGGUUUAUACGUUAGUUGUAGCUGUAGUAAUAAUGAAGAAAUAAAUAUUGAGGUAAGUUAUUUGUUCUCACCUAGAAGCCUGAUGUCACAAAAUUGAUUGCUUCCUAACAGAAACCAAAAUGGAUGAAACCUGAAGCAUUGAAACCUCCACCAAACAAAAGUAAUAACAUCAGCAAAACAGUGCACAUUAAAACAAAUCCAUGACUUCAUUCGAAAUGGCUUAUAACUAUUCGCAGAUUACCGGGAACAAUUCGAGCUACAGUUACGACAUGUAUAACGACAGCGACGAAAUAGAUUUAAAAUUAAUGGAGAGGUACCUCAAGAAUAAAGGAAUAGACGAACCGGCUUAUACUGCCCUGAUUGUCUUCUACUGCUUUCUAAUUAUCAUGGGAGCGUUGGGAAACACUCUAGUGAUUGUCUCCGUCGUCAGAAAACCAGCCAUGAGAACACCUAGAAACAUGUUUAUAUUCAAUCUGGCAGUUGCUGAUCUCCUACUGUGUACAAUUACUAUGCCGUUGACGUUGAUGGAAAUAUUGACUAAAUAUUUUCCUCUUGGCAACAAUUUGUUUAUUUGUAAACUUAUUGGUAUAUUGCAAGCUACCAGCACCUACGUCUCAACAAUUUCGAUUACUGCUAUAGCUCUGGAUAGAUACCAGGUAAUCGUCUAUCCAACCAAAGAGGGUCUACAGCUAUGUGGAGCUCUUCUUAUACUGCUGCUUAUCUGGUUUGUAGCUUUAGCUCUGGCCAUGCCUCUGUUCAUUGUCAGACAUCUUGUACAUCACACAAUACCUCUAGGCACAGAAUAUUUAAACAUCAAUUUCUGCAUAGAAAAUUGGCCACUAGAACACGGCAGAGCUUACUACUCCAUUUUUUCGUUGAUUUUUCAGUAUACGCUUCCCAUCAUUAUUGUGUCGGCCGCUUACGUGAGAAUAUCUUACAAACUUCGAUACCGUUUUGCUACUGGAUUCGUCGGUGGCGAAGAUAACCAGAAGAGUCGGAGAGAGCUUCGAGGACGUCGUCUUCAUCGAACAAAUCUUCUUCUUGGUUCAAUUGCAGUAAUAUUCUGCGUCAGUUGGCUACCUCUCAACGUCUUCAACUUGGUGGCCGAUCUGUCCACAAAUCAAUCGUUUACAUCUCAGCCAAUGAUGAUCUGCUACGCCGUAUGUCACAUGAUGGGCAUGUCAUCGGCCUGCUCCAAUCCGAUCCUCUACGGCUGCUUAAACGAAAACUUCUGGAAAGAGUUCAAGGACAUUCUGUGGUGUCUCGAAUCAAGCGCCGACAACAUGGGACAAUUAAAAAAAACUUCGUUCAAAAAAAGCUCGCAGAAAGUACAAAAAUCUAAGCCCGAUCUAGUGACGGGCGCCGACUACCAACUUUGCAACACUGUCAGCACCGACAUGACAGUCUUAACGAAGUGCUAGCCCUUGAAGAGCGUCGUAAAAAGUGCGGGAGACGCCAUCAACGAGAUUGAAAAUGAAGUACGCUAGAAAGUUAGUUGCGAACAAAACUGUGAUAUAGUGAUAAACUAAUUUCUACAGAAACUUAGUAGGGCCACAAAAGUUUUUUAUUAUUAAAAAAAAAAAAUAGUUUUUUCUGUCUUGUAACUAAGAAAAAGAGGUUAUUACGACUUAGAACGAGGAAAAAUCGACUUUUUCAACUUCUAAUUCAGAAAAUCUCUUUUUAUAUGUAUGCAGGGUCUUCCCUAAUGUCAUGUCAAUGUUUUUAUCUUAGGGUUGUGGGAAUGGAUUCUCUAUUUUUGUAGGUGGAAUUGGGGUUUAAAUUUGCUUAUUUCUUCAUGCAUACUCGGAUCUUACUGCUAUAUUAUCUUUUUUCUUUCAAAACAUAAGUAACAAUUCGUGAACUAUCUCUCAUUUCCAUUUGGAUUUUCAUUCGACAUUUGUUGGACAUUCAUUAAAUAAAAAGUUUCUUUAUGAUUUGUGAAUUAGAUGAAGAGAAUAUUAAGCAAUAUUAAAAGCAACUUGCACUUCAUGGUCUUUAGAGGUGAAUUAAGUUCUAAUUUGAUUGGUUUAUUUACCACAGAUUUCUAUAACAUUCUAAUUAAUACUCAACAAAUUUGAUCAAAGCUAUUUUCGUUUGAUAUAAAAAUAAACUUGACAUUGAGAGGAAACUCUAACAGAAAUUGUAUUUCAAUAUUUCCAUGACCCAUGAAAUCGCAAAUAUUGACUUUUAACUUGUGUCAAAAUAACCGUGUGGCCCUGUACUAGUUUGUAAAUAAAAUAGUUAAAUGUAAAUAUACGAUAAAAUGAACGAAUUUGAUGAAGUUAAAACAGAGAGAACAAUUUUGUGCAAUAUGAAAUUUUCGUAUUUAUACUGUUUAGUAUAUUUUUUUAUAAAAUAAUAAAGUAAUUGUUCGCAAAAAUUUUAGAAUAGGUAUAGAGGAUAUUUCAAAAUUUGGAGCUUCUAUUUUAUCAGGUAUAAACGAUAUUGAUUUUAAGUUUUAGUUCGUUUGGAAAACUCCAUAUUAGGGGAUUAUAGAUAGCCAUUUCGAUUGACAUCAAUGAUUGUUUACAGUGUAAUCCUUGCAUUUAUUAUUAUAAUACAGAACGUAUGUGUUGACCUAUUUUCGCACUUUGUAAUUAUUUUUAUAAUAUACCGUCUUGAUUUAUUUGAAUUGUAAUUUUAAAUUAUUAUUAUUAACUUUGGUUAUUUUAGCAAAAAUAAAUG
Psylliodes chrysocephalus is the source of this 2843-nucleotide messenger RNA. NCBI's taxonomy places the organism in Eukaryota, Metazoa, Arthropoda, Insecta, Coleoptera, Chrysomelidae. The record is from the annotation of a GenBank genome assembly.